Molecule: messenger RNA, 5546 nt
Organism: Phyllopteryx taeniolatus (common seadragon)
Lineage: Eukaryota; Metazoa; Chordata; Actinopteri; Syngnathiformes; Syngnathidae
Gene: prkacbb
Product: protein kinase, cAMP-dependent, catalytic, beta b
Exons: 10
Coding region: 3286-4446 (386 amino acids)
Biological process (GO): peptidyl-serine phosphorylation
Cellular component (GO): cAMP-dependent protein kinase complex; nucleus
Molecular function (GO): ATP binding; cAMP-dependent protein kinase activity
Source: RefSeq, a predicted model, not a curated record
UUCGCCUUCGAGCGGCUUUCGUGGUUAGUUUCGUUGGAUCGAUCACGAACCUCGAAUGUGCAGCUAGCUAGCCUAGCCUAGCCUAGCCUAGCCUGCUAGCCCGUGGCGCCACCAUAACUCUGAGGGCCAUCUGUCACACGCCACUUUUGAUUUAAAUAACAGCCAGCAUUUUGAGGUUACGCGUUAUUACACAGCGUUCGCUCAUGUUCGUUUUGUUGACGCAACAAAGCUAGUCGCAUCAGGACCACCUCGGUGGUAUAACUGAACCACUGUAGCCUCGUUAAUGAGUACCAUGAAGCAAACAACAACAAAAGAGCAAUGACAAAAACAAAGUGACGACACGUGUCAAUGUGUUGUUUCAAAAUGACGACACGUGUCAAUGUGUUGUUUUUACGUGACACUUGAUUUGGAAUAAACCCGACCCCCGUCAUUUCAACGCCCCUUGAUUGUUGGAGCACUUCAGGGCCUCUUUCUAUGUAUGUGUCGUCACUUGGCACGUCGUAUUUACAUGCUACACAUACAUCAAUCACUUCAUCAUCUGUGUUGUAGAUGGAUUGGAACGGCUCAAAACAAAAAAAACACACACACACCAGUAAUUGUCGUGAAAUAGCUCUAAACUUCUAGGGUGAGGUUUAGUGGAUCUGCCCCUGGGGGCUCCACGACCACAUUUUUAUUCUGGGCUACAUAAACAAAGCUCACUGCACAGCACAGUGACCAAAUAUGGCCAAGAAAUGACAAAUGCCCUCUCUUUGCAUUCAUAAAAGUAGUGCUGCACAAACUAUGUCACCCCACCCAUUCUACCAUCAAGGUUCAACAUUUGGGAGGCGCACAACUCAUCGUUGACCUGAGCAGGCUCAUCAUCAGACCUCCGUCAGAGGAUAAGGAGCAUUACAAGCUUUGAAAGCAUUGACGUAACUUGGCCUAGACCGGUCGGUGUGAGCGUGCUCUUAUGCGCUCAACUGGUCAACAUUACGUUAGCAGACAUCCCUGUCAACUAAAUCAUCUUUUCUCCAAGCAAGCUUGUGAAAAUAAGGCGUUUUUCUGUUUUAUUUGUGCUUCGGAGGAGGCAAAUCUUUUUACAAGUAUGAUAUCUUAUAUUUUAUGCCUCAAGUCAUAGAAUUAGGAGAAUCGAGUUAGUGAGGAUAAGCGGUACGGCAGAUGAAUGAAAAAAACAUAUUUCAUAAUUUAAGAGUGAAAAUAAAUUGUAAUAUAUAAUGAUGUAAAACAAGAAUAAUCUGAUUAUGAAAAUAAAGUUGUACUAUUAUGAGAAAAAAAGUUGUACCGUGUUAAAAAAAUGUACUGGUAAUAUUACAAAAAUUAAGUCAGAAUGUUGUGAUAAAAAUGCUGCAUUAUACUUACAAAAAUGUAGUCGUAAUAUGCCUUAAAAUAUGACUGAUACAAGAAAAAAAACACUAAUAUUAUGGGACCUAAGUCACAAUGUACAACAAAAAAGAAUAGAAAAAUGUAGUCCAAAUGUUGCGGGGGAAAAAAAUCCUUAAAUAAUAAGGAAAAAGGCGCAAUGUUGCGAGAAAAAGACAUAUUAGAAAAAUUGAGUAUGAAAUUAUGAGAAAAUUGUAAUAUUAUGACAAUCCAGCCAUAAUGUCAAAGGCAUAAAAUUAGAAUUUUACAAGAAAAAAGUCCCAACAAUGAAGUGGGAGUGUUGCGCAAAACAGUUGUAAUGUUGUGAGAGGAUUAAGACAUAAUAUUACGAGAAUAAAGUCACAAUAUCAGAAAAAUUCAGUUGUAAUGUCUCAAGAAUUAAUUUACAAUACACUAUUAUGAGAAAAAAAAAGUUGGAAUAUUAAGAGAAUUCAGUUGCAAUAUUACAAGAAUUCAGUCAUAGUGUCACGAAUAAUGUUUUGAUAAUAUUUACUGUCUAGCUUGUUUCGGUACAAUAAUUAGAUUACAUGGUUGCAAUAAAAGGUUGUACUAUUACGAGAAUGAAGUCGGAAUGUUGAGAGAAUAAAUGUGCUUAUUUUCUCAACGUCGACCUGCUGACAAAUACUUCGGAAGUUGUCAUUACGAUUUAUUAGCAGUUUGACGAGCGACGGCAUCAGUCAACGUUUGUUUCCCAAGCAUGGCCCAAUGACAGCUAGCUCCUCGGCACUUAAAGCUUUCUCAGCUGACACGGUUGGCCCCGGUCGCAGAUUUAUCUGGAGCGCAGCCGCUCUGACGAGGAAACCUGGUUACCCACAGAGCUGAAUACACACAAGAUUAGCUUGUGUUUUACAGCGCGCGUACGUAGCUUGAGCACAUUACAUUAACACGUUGACAUCAUUUGUCAUCCGGUUACAGGAUGAGGACACUUUCUGUGCAACUUGAUCAGAUCAUCAGUUAAUAUGUUAUGCUUUGAGGACGGUGUACUUCUCAGACUAGUUACACAUGUCCUGCUUAUAAUUCUUAAAAUGAAACAAAAAAUACACAUACAAAUGCAUUGUUUACCAUAGCCGAAGGAGUGAAACCGCUAGGUUAGCCUCUGGUGUUCGCUUCGAGCUAACUAGCCAGCUGCUAACAAAGCAUUUCUUUAAUGUCAGUAGGAAAUUUUGAGGUACCACAGUACAGGGCGUCUUCAUUUUUUCGACCGUCUCGACGAUUGAGGUUUCAGUGUUCAGAAUGGCGCACGAUUAACCAGCUUGCGCAGCAGUGUAAGAGUUUGUGGUCAUGUGGCACAAGAAGGCACAUUUGGCUACCAUUUACUUGUUUUAGAUGUAUUUCCUUGGAGUGUUUCUCGUACAAAUAUUGACUGUAAUUAUGACUUGUGUUAGUGUCGGUUAGAGACUGUGUGUUCAGACUUGUGUACAAAUUUGGGUUACGUCGCCACCUUAGGAACUGAAGUGAGUCCCCCUUGUAUUGGAUAACAUGUGUGUACCUAUUAUUAUGACUGGUGAUUUCCCCCCAUGGUUACAGUUCAACAAUUUUUACUGCCAUGAGAAUGAGUUAUUGUUUUUUUGCUAACAGUCAAUAUUAGACAAAAGUACUCUUUGAUCUAUGGAGCAAUGAAUACAAUUUCCAUUUAUUUGUAGGUUUUGUCUGUUUUCUUACUUUUUUUCCUUUCAAGCCUUUGCCCGUAUGCCCAGCUGGUCUCCUGCAUAAUGUCAACUUUAUUUUCAUUUUUGUCGUCAUUACAUACCGUAUGUUUGUUGUGGUUUUGGUCUACAUAAACUCUUGUCUUCUCUUUCUCUCUUCUGUGUCAUUCCAUCCGUGUGGUGGUGGGUGAUUGUUCCUGUGAAAAAUAAAACACCCUCGGUGAUCAAUAGAGACGUUUGGUAUGCACAAAAAAAGGAGAUGAGCCUGCAAAUUUUGCACGCGGGUCUCAUUGUGCGACACUUGCUCGAUGUGCUUGCUGUUAUUGUGUGCUUUGAUAAUAAGUGUGUCUUUUUGUUGUUGUCGCACACAUUCUCUCAAUCUGGAUAUCUGCUGUGCUUGCCAUACUUUGUUAAAGAGUUUCUAGCCAAAGCCAAAGAAGAUUUCUUGCGGAAAUGGGAAUGCCCACCACAGAGCACGACGUGCCUCGAUGACUUUGACAGACUAAAGACUCUGGGGACUGGCUCGUUUGGGAGGGUCAUGCUUGUGAAACUCAAAGGAACAGAGCAGUACUUUGCCAUGAAAAUACUGGACAAGCAGAAGGUCGUGAAACUUAAACAAAUAGAACACACGUUAAACGAGAAGAGGAUAUUACAAGCCGUCAGCUUCCCCUUUCUUGUCAAACUUGAGUAUGCCUUUAAGGACAACUCCAAUUUGUACAUGGUGAUGGAGUAUGUUCCCGGAGGCGAGAUGUUCUCGCACUUAAGACGGAUCGGGAGGUUCAGCGAGCCGCACGCGCGCUUCUACGCCGCCCAGAUCGUGCUGACAUUUGAGUACCUCCAUUCGCUAGAUCUCAUCUACAGAGAUUUGAAACCCGAGAACCUUCUCAUCGACCACCACGGCUACAUUCAGGUGACGGACUUCGGAUUUGCCAAGCGCGUAAAAGGCAGAACUUGGACAUUGUGCGGCACACCGGAGUACCUGGCCCCAGAAAUCAUUCUCAGCAAAGGUUACAACAAAGCUGUGGACUGGUGGGCCCUGGGAGUCCUCAUCUAUGAGAUGGCGGCCGGCUACCCUCCGUUCUUCGCUGACCAGCCCAUUCAGAUCUACGAGAAGAUCGUCUCUGGCAAGGUGCGCUUCCCCUCCCACUUCAGCUCGGACUUGAAGGAUCUGCUGAGGAACCUGCUGCAGGUGGACCUGACCAAGCGCUUCGGCAACCUCAAAAAUGGCGUCAACGACAUCAAGGGCCACAAGUGGUUUGCCACUACGGACUGGAUCGCAAUCUACGAGAGGAAGGUGGAGGCCCCAUUCAUACCAAAGUGCAGAGGCCCCGGGGACACCAGCAACUUCGACGACUACGACGAGGAGGAGAUCCGCGUUUCCGUCACGGAAAAAUGCGUGAAGGAGUUUGCCGAGUUUUAGGGACGUGACGUGAUGCGUGACGACAGGAUAUGUCAGGGAAAUAAAGGGAUCUUUGCACUCUUCUGAGGACUUUAAGGAAAUUAAGCAAAGGCCAGGUUUCCUCCCUCCGUCCUAUCCUUGCCACUUGUACAACACACACAGCUCAAUGGGGUUGCCAUGAUCCUUUGGUGCCGAUUACCUCUCACUGUCACCUACACCUGCGUAUUAAAGCAGACUCACCACCUUUUCUUUUUUUAACCGAUCCACUUUUUAUUUUGUACUUUUUAAAGGAGGUAGUUGUCAUCACCCCCUUUUUUCAAUGGACAAAAAGUAAGACGAGAGGGGAUGGACUCGUGUUCCGUUCUUGGCCCGGCUUUGAGAAGUAGCAAUCUUCAUUUGCCCCGUUUUGUACGACGCCGAGUGUUUCAGAGGGCAACUAAACUGAGUCUGCUCGCUUUCUUUGGUUUUUGCCUUAGAAAGAGCAAAAGCAUCCUCCUCGGUAUUCCCGACUCCAGACGCUGAGAAUAAGCAACCUUGUUACAUUAUUACCCGUGUCAUUUGUUACUCUGGUUUUUGUCUCAGUGUCUACUAUAUUAGUCAUAUUUUUGUUUUGGUUUUUUCCCUAGAUUUCAGGUCUCCCUUUGUUUCAAUACAAUGUGACUGAUGUACAUUUAAAAAGUGAAAGGAAAUCCUUUUGGGAUUUCUUAAAUUUAGUCUAAAAGGUGAGAUGGUCAAUGUGAAUAGUGUUGGAGCUUUGCACUUCAACGUGGUUAGUGAAACCUUUAAGGAAAAGAAGUACAGACUAUUAUCAGUUAUUGAUUUUGACAUUUUAAUAAACAGAACAUGAAACUGCAGCUCUCUCUGUUACCGGCCGAGAAGUUUUUGUUUCAUUUUAUUUUUGAGGAAUGUGGAUUGCAAACUUAUUAGGUGUGCAAAUUUGACCGCUUUGAUUUCAAGGUACUGUUUUUUCUUCACCGUACAUUGACUACAUGAACUGCUCCUUUGUAUCACAUGUAACCCUGUUCUUGUUCAGCUCAUUCAUUACAUUAUACGUAUAUGCAUUGUUUCAUAUGUUUUAUUUAUACACAUUAGAGAUGCUAUUAAAUUUAUUUUUAAAAGUG